GUAAAGAUGAGCCCAGCAGCUACACGUGUACAACUUGUAAACAGCCUUUCAACAGCGCCUGGUUCCUCUUGCAGCAUGCACAGAACACACACGGCUUACGGAUCUACCUAGAAAGCGAGCAUGGCAGCCCCCUGACGCCACGGGUUGGUAUCCCAACAGGACUAGGUGCAGAGUGCCCUUCCCAGCCACCUCUCCACGGGAUUCACAUUGCAGACAAUAACCCUUUUAACCUGCUCAGAAUACCCGGCUCUGUCUCGAGGGAGGCAUCAGGGCUGGGAGAAGGGCGUUUCCCACCCACGCCGCCCCUCUUUAGCCCUCCCCCGAGGCACCAUUUGGAUCCGCAUCGUAUUGAGCGCCUGGGUGCGGAAGAAAUGGCUCUGGCCACCCAUCACCCUAGUGCCUUUGACAGGGUGCUGCGACUGAACCCCAUGGCGAUGGAGCCCCCCGCUAUGGAUUUCUCCCGGAGGCUGCGGGAGCUGGCCGGCAACACUUCCAGCCCACCCUUGUCCCCGAGCCGGCCCAGCCCUAUGCAAAGGUUACUGCAGCCCUUCCAGCCCGGCAGCAAGCCCCCAUUCCUGGCCACGCCACCCCUUCCUCCUCUGCAGUCCGCUCCUCCUCCCUCACAACCACCCAUGAAGUCCAAGUCCUGCGAGUUCUGCGGGAAGACCUUCAAGUUUCAAAGCAACCUGGUGGUCCACCGCCGGAGCCACACUGGGGAGAAGCCCUACAAGUGCAACCUCUGUGACCACGCCUGCACGCAGGCCAGCAAGCUGAAGCGCCACAUGAAGACCCACAUGCACAAGUCCUCCCCCAUGACGGUGAAGUCAGACGAUGGGCUCUCAACUGCCAGCUCCCCUGAGCCGGGCACCAGCGACCUAGUGGGUAGUGCCAGCAGUGCCCUCAAGUCCGUGGUGGCCAAGUUCAAGAGCGAGAAUGACCCCAACAUGAUCCCCGAGAAUGGGGAUGAAGAAGAGGAGGAAGAGGAGGAAGAGGAGGAGGAGGAAGAAGAGGAAGAGGAGGAGGACUUGAAUGAGAGCGACAGGCCAGACUAUGGCUUCGGGAUGAGCCUGGAGGCGGCCCGCCACCACGAGAACAACUCGCGGGCUGGUGAGGAGGGCCGGUCGAUGCCGGAUGUCAUGCAGGGCAUGGUCCUGAGCUCCAUGCAGCACUUCAGCGAGGCCUUCCACCAGGUCCUGGGGGAGAAACACAAGCGGGGCCACCUCCCCGAGCCCGAGGUGCACAGGGACACUUGCGACGAAGACUCGGUGGCCGGCGAGUCCGACCGCAUUGAUGAGGGAGCGGUCAACGGCCGGGGCUGCUCCCCAGGGGAGUCCGCCUCGGGAGGCCUGUCCAAAAAGCUGCUGCUGGGUAGCCCCAGCUCCCUGAGCCCCUUCUCCAAACGCAUCAAGCUGGAGAAGGAGUUUGACCUACCGGCCGACGCCAUGCCCAACACCGAGAACGUUUACUCCCACUGGCUGGCAGGGUUCGCCGCCUCCCGGCAGCUGAAAGACCCCUUCCUCAGCUUCGGCGACUCCCGACAAUCGCCCUUCGCCUCCUCCUCCGAGCACUCCUCAGAGAACGGCAGCCUGCGCUUCUCCACGCCGCCGGGUGAGCUGGACGGAGGAAUCUCAGGCCGCAGCGGCACUGGAAGCGGAGGGAGCACCCCCCAUAUUAGUGGCCCGGGCCCUGGCAGGCCCAGCUCAAAAGAGGGCAGACGCAGCGACACUUGUUCGGCGUACCCCCCCAGCUGGCGCAGCACCCAGGGAGCCCCGGAUGUCUGGCAGUUUUCGGAUGGAAGUUCAAGAGCACUUAAAUUCUGA
Messenger RNA from Pterocles gutturalis (yellow-throated sandgrouse), 1820 nucleotides. It is a transcript of the gene BCL11A, whose product is annotated as B-cell CLL/lymphoma 11A (zinc finger protein). Gene Ontology annotation, molecular function: RNA polymerase II cis-regulatory region sequence-specific DNA binding; DNA-binding transcription factor activity. Gene Ontology annotation, cellular component: nucleus. The record is from RefSeq and is a predicted model, not a curated record. Gene Ontology annotation, biological process: regulation of transcription by RNA polymerase II; negative regulation of dendrite development. The annotation marks the transcript as partial. The transcript has 3 exons. NCBI's taxonomy places the organism in Eukaryota, Metazoa, Chordata, Aves, Pterocliformes, Pteroclidae.